Toxotes jaculatrix (banded archerfish) is the source of this 2177-nucleotide messenger RNA. It is a transcript of the gene nop58, whose product is annotated as NOP58 ribonucleoprotein homolog (yeast). The record is from RefSeq and is a predicted model, not a curated record. Lineage: Eukaryota; Metazoa; Chordata; Actinopteri; Toxotidae. The transcript has 15 exons. Gene Ontology annotation, molecular function: snoRNA binding. The coding region runs from base 119 to 1735 and encodes 538 amino acids. Gene Ontology annotation, cellular component: box C/D methylation guide snoRNP complex; small-subunit processome.
CCGCGUGUGCUUCAGAGAGAGAGAGAGGGAGCAGCAGCGUGGUGAGGUUGGGACAAACGUGGAGGUUUCCAACUUAGAGACAACUGAAAAUCUAGCAAAUAACUGAGCAGCUGCUAAAAUGCUCGUGUUAUUUGAGACCGCCGCUGGCUAUGCGAUAUUCAAGGUCCUCGAUGAAUCCAAGCUCCAGCAGGUGGACAGCCUGUAUAAGGAGUUUGAAACACCUGAAAAAGCAAAUAAAAUUGUGAAGCUGAAGCAUUUUGAGAAGUUUCAGGACACAACAGAGGCCUUAGCAGCUGCCACUGCGCUUGUUGAGGGAAAAAUCGGCAAGAGUUUGAAGAAAGUGCUGAAGAAGGUGGUCGCCAAGGAGGCUCAUGAGCAGCUGGCAGUCAGCGAUGCAAAACUCGGUGGAGUUAUCAAAGACAAACUGGACCUGAGCUGUGUCCAGAGCCCUGCAGUAGCAGAACUGAUGAGAUGCAUCAGGAGCCAGAUGGAGGGUCUCAUCACUGGACUCCCUCCCAGGGAGAUCAGUGCCAUGUCUCUGGGAUUGGCUCACAGUUUAUCACGCUACAAGCUGAAGUUCAGUCCGGACAAAGUGGACACGAUGAUUGUGCAGGCCAUUUCUCUUCUGGAUGACCUGGAUAAGGAGCUCAACAACUACAUUAUGCGCUGCAGAGAGUGGUACGGCUGGCACUUCCCUGAGCUGGGAAAAGUCAUCACAGACAACUUGGCUUACUGCAAAACCGUCCGCAUAAUCGGUGAUCGCACAAACGUGGCCAGCACCGAUCUGUCAGACACCCUCCCAGAGGAAAUUGAGGCCGAGGUUAAACUGGCUGCUGAGAUCUCCAUGGGAACAGAAGUCUCAGAGGAGGACAUCGGCAACAUCAGGCACCUGUGUGACCAGGUGAUUGAGAUUUCAGAAUACCGCGCUCAGCUGUACGACUACCUGAAGAAUCGAAUGAUGGCAAUCGCCCCCAACCUGACAGUAAUGGUGGGAGAGCUGGUCGGCGCCCGUCUCAUCUCGCACGCGGGUUCUCUACUGAAUCUGGCAAAGCAUCCGGCCUCCACAGUGCAGAUCCUCGGAGCUGAGAAAGCUCUGUUUAGAGCCCUGAAGACCCGCAAAGACACACCAAAGUACGGUCUCAUAUACCAUGCCUCUCUAGUGGGUCAGACCACUGCCAAGAACAAGGGCAAGAUUUCCAGAAUGCUGGCAGCUAAAGCAGCCCUGGCUAUUCGCUAUGACGCCCUGGGAGAGGACACGAAUGCAGAAAUGGGAGCAGAGAACCGUGCCAAGCUGGAGGCCAGGCUGCGGCAGCUGGAGGAGAAGGGAAUCCGAAGAAUCAGUGGAACGGGCAAAGCAAUGGCAAAGGCAGACAAAUAUCAGCACAAGAGCGAAGUAAAAGUUUACGAUCCAUCUGGAGAUUCUACUAUUCCCACCACCUCAAAGAAGAGGAAGUUUGAACAGAUGGAGGAGGAAGAGGAGGCUGAAGAGCCUGUAACACCUGUGGUCAAAUUCAAAAAGCCAAAAAAGGAACCAGUAACAGAAGAGGAAGAAGCAGAAACAUCAGCUGCAGCUGAGGAGACUCCCAAGAAAAAGAAGAAGAAAAAGAAGGACAAGAAAGCAGACGAUGAAACCCAGGAAACAAAAGAGGAAGAGGAAGAAGUAACAGAGUCAACAGAAAAGAAGAAAAAGAAGAAGAAAAAGAAGGUAAAGGAAGAGGAGGAAGAAGAAGACUAAGUGUCGAGAACGCGUGUAUAUAUUUUCUGUUUUAGUUUUUAUGCCAUUUUAGUUUUCUGUUAUGCAUUUAUAUUAAAAAUGGCAAUACUGUACUGGUUGUCUGUUUCUUGACAUCAGAAAAAAAAAAUCAUGUUUAAUAACAAAAUUAUAAUUGGAUCACCUUUUAUAACUGAGCGAGGUGAGGUUUGAAAUCCCACCGAGUGUGUUUCCAGUCAUAAAAUGAGUGAAAAAUGUAGAUCUAUUUUUUUUUAAAGAUGUUUAAUAAGCUUGUAACCUACUUUCCUGAUUUGAGUUUUUUUUUUUUGUUGAUCUUUAUUUGUGAACACAUCUGUAUCAGACGUAUCAAAUUCAGCACAGAGCAGUGAAUUUCUCCCAGUGACAAACCUUUUUAUCGUCUACGACUGUGAACGUCUGCCCUGGUGAAAUAAACAUUUUGCCGUAA